Notodromas monacha is the source of this 528-nucleotide messenger RNA. The record is from the annotation of a GenBank genome assembly. NCBI's taxonomy places the organism in Eukaryota, Metazoa, Arthropoda, Ostracoda, Podocopida, Cyprididae.
UCGGCUCAGGAUUAUGACAUCGGCGUUCCGUAUCAAGAUGUGAAGAACCGAGCCGCUGUUCUCGUGCAUCAUGAUCCGAGUGAUGAAAGUUUGCUGCUGGACGGGAUAAUUGGCGACAAUAUAGUGAUUAGACCGGCGCCGAUUUCGCUGAAGAAGCAAUACUACAAUCAGGCAAAGGCGGCGGAAAAGUCACGCACUUCGACAACCACUGCUCCUUCGACGACGACGACAACGUCGACGUCGACGAUGUCGUCAGAGUCGUCGACACCGACACCAGAUCCGGAACACGACGAAUACGACGAGUUUUUGUCGGGCAUGGACGAGGAACGCACCGGGCUUCACGUCGUGUACGAAAAGGAGAAACCGUUGGAUGCCAAAUUUGGCACGGAUUACGUUCUGAUGGAGCCAGACGGUGUUCCGACUACAUCCUCCACCACUUCGACGAGUCACAGCCGCAAGAAGCGAUCAGCCCCUUACGUGAUCUACCCCGAGGUGCUCAUCAUUGUCGAUUACGACACGUACUUGUGA